UGUCUGUUGCGUGUCCCGUUCGACGAUGUAAAUUUAGUUUUCCUCUUCAAUCGCUCAACAUCAUUCUCGUGCUCCUUCGCUUCGUAUCUUCUCGUUCGAUAGUUUUCCAGCUUGGCAAUAGGAGCACGACAGAGCAGAAGUCUGCCGAAACCAUCUAGCCGAACUACCAUCAGUUUCCACUGGAGAAAAGAAAAAGCAAAAGCCACCACACAGUCCUUCGAGUGUGGUUGUAUAUGAAGUUUGUUCCGCGAUCCGUGUGGUUUACUUCUUCAUCUUGCAAGCACUGCAGGCGGCUAGCAGCACUUGCAUUUCUUCAGCACCAGCAUGGGGGCAGCAUCGAGCAUAAAGCUGCUGCACAUCGUCGCAUAACUUUCACCCCGAAUGCAUGGUUGUUGGUCAUCGGCGGCCGGGACGUGCGUGCGUAAAAGUGAUGCGUGUUUGGGGGCGUAAAAUUGGCUCGAUUGCGUCGUGGAAAAUUCAGCACGCACCCUCCUGCGGACGGCACCCUCUCGUGCGGCCGAGUUGUUCUGAGGCAGAUCACUAGAACGGGAAAAGCCUGCUGGAAAAACACACCCCUCCCGUCCACACACACCGAAGAAGGUGGAAUCAUCCAUCUGGCGAAACUCUUCUAGCGCACCGUGGCUCCACAGGGUGCUACGAUUUGUUGUGUUUCCGUUUCACUCCAACCUUCAUCCCGAAGGAGCAAGCAAUCGGAAAAUCACAUCAGCAUCGGCGGAAAGCUGUUCACGAAUUUCCUCCCGAACCCUUCGGUGGUGAUGGUGUUGGUGGCGCAGUGACGACUGUGUGUGGUGGUUUGUUGUUUUUCCGGUCAAACGGUGACCGCGAGCGGCGACGACGACGACUACGACUUCGACGGCGAAGACCGAGGGGAGUGUGCGCCGUUUAUGUUGCCCACAGAGAAGUAGGUGCGUGUAAACAAUGCUCCAAAAAUAGUAGCCACACGUAAUACUUUAAUGCUACGAUAGCAUCGACGGAGCGCAGUAGGCGAAUAUAUCGGAAAAAAAGAAAACACGCAUGACGUGUGCAUCCCGUUUUCCUCGACUAACAUUGGUUUCAUCCGCCGCAUCGGGAGACAAGCAGCAAAGAAGCAAACACGAAACACAUCAUCUGGCUUUGAGCGACGGUGCAGUGUUCUGGAAGACACUUGCAUCGCUUGCGAAAGAACAACGGACGGUUUGUAGACGAUAUUGCUCGGCCCCGCACACCAACCCCACCUGCCCGCCCAACGCCCUUCGCUCGCGCUCGCGUGCAUAACCAGUCUGGGACGUCCGAAGUAGUUGUGUUGGUACGGUGGUGGUGGUACUGCAACUGUCAAUGAAAAAUGCAGUUUUAUUGCAUUACCGUCGCCGACGUCACCGCCGUCUCUGCCAGCGCCGUCGCCCGUGAUUAGAUGCGGCACGCUUGCGGGAGGGGCUUGGACGGGGUUGGCGAAGAAAGUAAGAAGCGACAGACGCCAGCAGACACCAACACCCAGCAGAAGCAGCGAAGCUGCAGCAGCAGAAAGACAGCUCAUUCGCUCGUCUCGCGCCGCGACCGGAAAUCGGAUCGGAGGAGAAGUACCGUAAGCAGCGUCCACUUACACGCCCCAGCGUGUAACCCAACGUUGCAUCGAUACAAAGAACCGAGAGUGCAGAGUGCACGGGACGCACGUGGUAUUUCUGUAUCUUGUGUCUAGUCUAUGUGUGUGUGUUGAUGCAGAUGCAGGGUGUCUGGUUCGCGGUUAGUUAGCGAACGUCUGCAGAUUCCCUCCCGGUUUCGCGCAGUGCAAUUCUUUCCCUUCCGUUGGUGGACUCUUUGUUGGAAACCCUGUGACCAGUUUCCUGCACCAGGAUCGACAAAAGCAGGUCGAGCAGGAACGUUGCAGCAAACCUAACCAAGAGCGGAUAUCCAAGGACUUUUUGCUGGUGAAGAACCUAGGGGGGGUGUUGGUGUAGUGAAACAAUAAAAGGGCUCCCCAAAGUGCGCUUUAUGUAGUCUUGAGUGGUGGAGAAACGCAUCCACGAAUAGGGAAAAUAUUUUGGCCAUCAUUCGAAACCCAACAGCAAUCGCAACUUUAUCGAUAAAGCAUCGCGAUUUGCGAGUCGAAACUGGUUACGAAAUAAAUCGUGCGUCUUGUUUUUUGUUUGGCCCGGUAAAGUGCCAAACAUCACACGGUGGACGUGAGGUGUAUGGUUGAGGCCAGUGUGCCUAGGUUAGUGUGCUCUGGAAGCAGAAUCGAUCCCGCAGUCAUGAACGCCUCACCGGAGCUCGGCCUUACGAUCCGACAGAGCUCGCCCAAGCACGACUACCAUCACCAGAACGGCCCGCUGAAUGCCACGAUGGAGUACCAGCACUACGGUGGAGGGAACGUAGGACAGCAACAACAACAACAGCAGCAACAGCAACAGCAACAACAGCAGCAACAGCAGGACCUGACCAUCGAUGGUAUUCCGAACAACUUCCCACAUCGGCGGUCGCGGGCCUCGAGAACGUUCAAGAAUCCGCCGCAGCCGCACAUGUGCAUCAAGGAGAAGACGCUCGACGGCAAGGAGGUGUUCAUCAACGUGCUCAGCUGGACGCGGAUCGCCAACCCGGACAAUCCGGACGCCCCGAUACCCCUGUACGGCGGGAUGAAGGUUGGAAAGAUGCCGCCGGGAAGUCCGAAAGUGCCACCCCUAGUCUACGCCGUGAUGGCCAGCCCGGAGGUGCUGAAGAAGGCGGGCCGUAAAUGCCCCGACACACCGGAACGAAUGAAUCUGGUAGAUUUGAUGUGUGAGUUUGUGGAGGCCAUGAAUCCUUCGUUGCAUCUAUCGAAGAAACCCGAAAUACUCAAAGAUCGCGAUCUGUCUGGCGAGCUGAAGGACGUGUGGAGUGCGGUGCAGGCGUGCCGUGAUAAGGGCCGCUCCGAUAACGGACCGCCGGAGAAUCUAGUCGUGUACACCGAGUUCGGCCCGGACAGUGCACCCAGCUACGAGCAAACUAUUCACCAGCAACAGCAGCAGCAGCAGCUGGAGCAGCAUUAUCAGCAGCAUCAACAGCAGCAUCAACAGCAGCAGCAGCAGCUCGCAGAGCAGCAAUGCCUAGCAAACUAUCAGUCAAUGUUUCCCCAAGCAUAUUCACAAGAAGUACAAAGUGCAAUUAGUAGCCAGGUGCCCGAGGCACGGGACGUCAUCGAGCAGCGCUCGGCAGUAGCAGCAGCAACCGGCUCUGCCGAACCGGACGGUUCCACCAAUGGCAUCAACACAACAACCAGCAGACCUCCCGCAGCAGCCACCGGCACCGGCAACGGCGACGAAGAGUUGGCGAAGCAAAUCGAAAGUCUGAAACUGUCCUCUAGUGCCCAUCGGACCAACGGAGGACUGCCAGCGGAUGGUGCGAGCGGCUCGCAACAUUCAGCAAUCGCAACUUCAUUAUCAUCAACAACAGCAACAACAACCAUGACCUCGUCUUCUUCUUCCUCAACCGUGCCACAAACGCAAACAUCGCCUACUGCGACGAACGCGGCUCCAGUGAAAGAACCGACGACGAAAAACUCGACGGGGCACACCUUUUUUCCGAUGUUUCGCUCGUCGAAGAGCAGCAAUAGCAGUAACGGUAGCAGCGUCAGUACUAGUGGUAGUAAUAAUGCUAACGGCACUGGUGGUGGUGCCACAAACGCACAACACAAUGCAUCCACGGCUCCAACGGACGCGAAGGGAGUGACGGUAAAUGGCGGCACAGACACACCCGAUGGUGAUGGUGGAGGUGGAGGCGCCGCAUCCCCCAAGACCACGAAACCGGCCGGCAAAAAGAGUGGCCUGUACUUCUUCCGGCGGAACAAAUCCUCUACGUCGUCGUCGUCGUCAUCGUCGUCGGCCGACAGUAAGAAGGAACCACCUUCCACGCCAACCAAGCAGCAACCUCCGGCAGCGAGUGUCACUCUACCGGCGGCCCUAACGUCUGCGGCCUCAGCUCCAGCUACGCCUGCCGCAACCGGAGCCGCCUGUAUCGGGUCGUCCGACUCGAAGCUUAUCUAUCAGUAUCAUCUCGACGCGGGAACCAAUGGUAACGGUGGUGGGGGUGUCGUCGGUGGCGGUGGUAACGGCACUGGAGGUGCGGGAGGUGGUGGCGCGGGGGAUAUCAUCGAAACCGCCAACUCGGCCACCACCAUAGUAGCGAAGUAGGUCGAAGACAAGUCGCCUCAGUAAUCGUCUCAAUCAGCCAGCCUUGUUUUGAGGUCGGUAGAUUAAGGGGUCGAAGGAUUGCACUAUACUUGGCAUGUGAUAUUUUCGGCUGGGCAGGACCCCACUUCACCUCCACCCGCGCACCGCAACCGCUGCCUCCGCGGUGGCCUGUGGAUGGAUCGUUGAACGAUGGUUGAGCGUUUUAGUAUUAUAUCUAUACAUACAGUGUAGGGAAAUUGGGGAGAAAAUGUAAGGAGGAGAGGAAAAUGCGCGAAGCAAAGUCUCCCAGUCAGUUGGAAGGUUUCUCCAGUGGCUCUUUAACAGUGUUUUACGGGCCAGUCUAACGACAUUUUCCGAACAGUUUCCAACACAAUUGAUCCGAUUUCAAUAAGAAUGGUGUUGAAAGCUGUGCAAUGUUCGUUCAAGUGGUUUGUAAACUCACUGCACGAAUACUGUGUGUUGUGUGUGCGUGUGUGUGUGUGUGUACGUGCGUGUGACACGUGUUUGUUCACGUGUAAUUGAUUUGUAUGUGUGAUGUAAAUAACAUUGUUUCGAAGAGGACAAGCACAGAAACAGGAGAAGGUCGAAGGUGCAGAAACAGAAACAUGAUGCUCUCUGUCAAUCUCUCUCUCUUGCUCUGUAAAGUCCAUGACGGACGGAACGUACGUAGGAAAAGCAAGCACACCUCGAGCUGCAAGAGUUCUCAUUACUUCCCAUUAGUACCAUUUUCUGAUCGCACAUUGCGUUAGGUAGGUAGCGCCUAUUCGCUACGGAUUUGAUGGCCGCAUGUUUGAGUCGUUAUGUCAUACGACAUAGCGCCACGGAGUAAGCAGUAUCAUAUUUGCUCAAAUCGUAAGGAGCGUACUAGUGAAAUAGUGGUAACCAAUUAGUAUUACUUUCUACCGCGUCCUUCUCUCGCGACACCCAUGCACGGAUACGAGACGCGGUGGUGCUAUAAAGGGAGGCCCAUCCCAUGUCCCCCGUUCCAUGCUACUGCCAUUCGUUGUGGCUAGUGAAACUAGCACAACUAAACUCACUCACUCGAUUUGGAUGCGCGUAUAGAUACGAUUUUAGAGGCUCCCGGAGGUAGGAGGUCGGUGUCAAUGCUGUGCGAAACAUGGUUUGUUUGAUUUUUCUUCCCUCACAGUACAGUGAUUUUGCUGUAAGGAAGGUGAAAUCGUCAAAGAGGUGAUUAAAGGCCUUUUUUGUGUGGCUCUUUAGGAGGCGUACGUAGCACAAUGUGCAGCAAGGGAUGUAGGGGAUAAGCCAAGCACCGCACCUUGUUAGCCUUUUUAAAAGAAAACUACCCUCACGGCAAACGAUCAAUUCAGGGCACAUUUAGACGCUUUUUUCCCGCGCAAGGUAUGCGGGAUUUACACAGCACGUGCUGCACCUGUGCUCUGCUAAUAUCGAAACCCUAUACGCUUGGGAGAUAAUUUAGACGACAAAUAAUCGAUUACGAUAAAGAAGCUACAGGCGGUCAAUUUGCGACAGAACAUUUCCAUUUUGAGCAAUAGCGAAUAGAGAGGCGUGGGUCGAAGGAAGCAUAAUUUAUGGUACUAGUAUGUAAGGUGCGAGGAUCGGUGGUCGACCCCCCUGAUCGAUCUUGUUCGAGCGGGUCCAGGAGUGUGUAAAGCUAAUUAAGUAGUGUUAUCGAUCGAUGAUUGUUCUCGUUCUCAGCCCGAAAGGUAAAAGGUGAAGGAAGCAGGCUAUUUAGAGAUACUCAUUUUCUACUAAUCUAUCCGGUUCGGUUUCCGUUUCCGUUCAGGUUCGUCUCUCUUGCUCUUUAGUGAGUGGGUAAAGGGUUCGUUUUCGGGGUGUACGAAUGAUUAGCGCAGUUUAGGCUCGGCGAAACACUCGGAAAAACUCUUAACCCCCCGCACCGGGGGUUCUAUGCAAAUGCUCUGCCAUUCGCGUUAAGUGACAAUUAGAAUGACAUAUUUCAUAAUUAUUUCCUCCUUCACUUUCUGCUCGAAAUGCUCGAACGGCUUCCGAACAUCCAACUAGGAAGGCAAGUAAUCAUUAGCACAUUAGUUUGCGCAUUAGUUUCAUGUUCCCGCGCCCGGUGAGGAGGUUCUAAUUCAGGGCUAGUAAAGUAUAGCUGUAUUUGCGGGUAGCACGACGAAUCGUUCGAACGAUUAAACGAUUAACUAACAUAGACGUGUUUUGAAUGAAUGCACUGACUAACGCCCCCUGAAGAUGGAAAGACCGCUAGUAAGAUUACACGAAAAGUAUUUUUUGCGUUUCGUUCGUACUGAUUAUUUGAACCAGAAGAAAAAUGUAUCUACGUUCGACGAACGA
This is a messenger RNA of Anopheles coustani, 6464 nucleotides long. Its product is annotated as putative mediator of RNA polymerase II transcription subunit 26. Bases 2190 to 4163 code for a protein of 657 amino acids. The transcript has 4 exons. Gene Ontology annotation, cellular component: Set3 complex. The record is from RefSeq and is a predicted model, not a curated record. NCBI's taxonomy places the organism in Eukaryota, Metazoa, Arthropoda, Insecta, Diptera, Culicidae. Gene Ontology annotation, biological process: regulation of transcription by RNA polymerase II.